Molecule: messenger RNA, 1425 nt
Organism: Lathyrus sativus (Indian pea)
Lineage: Eukaryota; Viridiplantae; Streptophyta; Magnoliopsida; Fabales; Fabaceae
Source: the annotation of a GenBank genome assembly
AUGGAAAUCAAAGAGGAUGUUGAGGGUGGUAAGCAGAGAGGAAUAAGAGAACCAUUGAUAGGGGAAAACAACAACAAACUUCUUCAUGAAACCAAAGAUCAUCAUCCAUGGAUGGUUUACUUCACCACAUUCAUUGCAGUCUGUGGUUCUUAUGAAUUUGGUGCUUGUGUUGGAUAUUCAUCUCCAACUCAAGAAGCUAUCACGAAGGAUCUUAAUCUGUCUUUGGAAGAGUACUCCUUGUUUGGCUCCAUCUUGACUUUUGGUGCGAUGAUUGGCGCAAUAACAAGUGGUCCUAUUGCUGAUUUUGUUGGAAGAAAGGGGGCAAUGAGAGUAUCAAGUGCUUUCUGUAUUGUAGGAUGGCUUGUUAUUUAUUUUUCAAAGGGUCCAGUUCCUUUGGAUAUUGGGAGACUAGCAACAGGAUAUGGAAUGGGAGUUUUUUCUUAUGUGGUUCCCGUCUUCAUAGCAGAAAUUGCGCCAAAAGAACGCCGAGGAGUCUUGACUACCUUAAAUCAGUUCAUGAUUGUUAUUGGGGGAUCCUCGUCAUUCAUAUUUGGAACAAUACUUUCAUGGAGGACUUUAUCUAUAAUCGGCCUUAUUCCAACCGCCGUGUUGCUUUUGGGUCUAUUCUUCAUUCCAGAGUCCCCUAGAUGGCUGGCAAAGAGAGGACACACGAAAGAUUUUGUGGCGGCAUUGCAAAUACUUCGCGGUAAAGAUGCUGAUAUAUCUCAAGAAGCAAAGGAAAUUCAGGAUUAUAUAACUAGCUUAGAACAGCUCGCAAAACCGAAAGUUCUGGAUUUGUUUCAAAAAAGAUAUUUACGCUCACUCACGAUUGGAGUAGGGCUUAUGGUCUGCCAGCAAUUUGGUGGAAUCAAUGGAGUUGGUUUUUACGCUAGCAGUAUUUUCGACCUAGCAGGAUUUCCUUCCGCGACCGGUAGUAUACUUUUUGCUACCCUUCAGAUUGUGAUCACAGGUGUUGGAGCAGCCCUCAUAGAUAAAGCAGGCAGGAAGCCGCUACUAUUGGCAUCUGGAUCAGGACUGGUUACCGGAAGUAUAUUUACCGCAGUUGCAUUCUAUCUUAAGGCUCAUGAUGUGGGUGUGGGAGCAGUUCCAGCUCUUGCUCUAGCUGGUUUACUGGUCUACAUAGGAUCAUUUUCAAUAGGAAUGGGAGCAGUUCCAUGGGUUCUGAUGUCCGAGAUAUUUCCUGUUAAUAUUAAAGGACAAGCAGGAAGCAUAGCCACAUUGGUGAACUGGUUUGGUGCAUGGCUAUGCUCUUAUACUUUCAACUUUCUCAUGAGUUGGAGCACCUAUGGUACCUUCAUUCUUUAUGCUGCAAUCAAUGCAUUAGCUAUAUUGUUUAUAGUUGUAGUAGUUCCAGAAACAAAAGGUAAAAGCCUUGAACAAUUACAGGCGGCCAUUAACGCGUAA